AUGCUUUUGGCCGCUAUCCUUGGCAGACGUGCACGCACUGGGCGGGUCGGACUGCCGAAUGGGGCCCCCCUGGCGGUGCUUCAUGCUGCUGAGACGGGCGGAGGGGCUGCUCCGCCUUGCGGGCCCGACUACUGCCAGCCUGCCGCCCGCCGCCUGCCGCCCAACGAUCUUGCUGGCUUUGCGUCCGGAUUGCAGUCGUUCACGCAGCAUCUGAAGGUUCUGGACCACUUCGUCGGAGGUGUGCCAACCUUGUCGGUUCUCCUCCCUCGGCUGCCUCUUCCACAAGGGUUCAGUGUUGGGCCCGAGUUUUAUAGGGGGUGA
This is a messenger RNA of Klebsormidium nitens, 321 nucleotides long. The record is from the annotation of a GenBank genome assembly. NCBI's taxonomy places the organism in Eukaryota, Viridiplantae, Streptophyta, Klebsormidiophyceae, Klebsormidiales, Klebsormidiaceae.